Messenger RNA from Sinocyclocheilus rhinocerous, 1833 nucleotides. RefSeq lists its product as uncharacterized. The transcript is spliced from 6 exons. Bases 1 to 1794 code for a protein of 597 amino acids. Lineage: Eukaryota; Metazoa; Chordata; Actinopteri; Cypriniformes; Cyprinidae. The record is from RefSeq and is a predicted model, not a curated record.
AUGGAGGAAGAAACAGCAAAGAGCGAUGUGAGGAAUGGUCUGCGGAAUGAUAUUCCACUACUGCAGUCUAUGCUGGCGAAACUUAGUCUAAAACACAAACAUCCCAUUUCACACCCAGAUACGGCCUGUAAAAGUGUGUUUUACCAUUCUCUGGAGUCUGAAGAACAUAUAACAAAUGAAGAAGACAGGAAAGAUAGCACAGUCAGAUCUGAUGGUGAUGAGGAGCAAACUAGGAGUUCUGAAACAGAAGACGGAAAGGAAGUUGUUGAAGAGGUCAAAGAGCUUCCAGAUGCCCUUCCUAAUUGGGAGAGGAAGAGAUUUCUCCCUGUCUCUUUGUCCAAAGAAACACAAGCUUCAGAAUUAAGUCAGCAGCCAAGUAAAAGUGAGUUUUUGGAGGACAAAAAGAACAAAGAGACUAGCCUGGAAGAGCAUGUAGCUGGAGCUGCAUUGUUGCCUAACAAUCCAUCUCAAGAAACAUCUGCACACACAUCUUACCUCUCUGUGUCCUCAGAUAAAGUAGACUCUGCACAGGCGGGGUCUAAGCAUGAACCACCAGAUGAAGCUUGUGGUGGUCCUUCAAAUCCAGUCAGUAUGGACACAAGCAAGGUUCUGACCCAUCAAACUGCUGUGAACCUUACAAGCAAGACAACAAGGUCCGCUUCAGAUCCAGUACAACACAAGCCUAAGGAAGAGAGACCCCUCUCAGCUCCAAGUAUUUCAAACCUAUGGGAAUAUGAAGAUAUUGCAAAUGCAAUGUCAACGAAAAGCUUCCACAAAGCUGCUAUGAUUUUGGGACAGGAGGAUUCAGGCAUGAGCAUCGGGGAUGCAGAACAUGACAUCCCACUCACCAAAACGCAAAAGAAAGGAGUGAAAAACAAAAUGAAAAAUCUUACUCAGAAACUGAUGGAAAAGCUUAAAGAUAAACAUGAUUGUGAGCACACCGGCAGCAAAAGCAUCCAAGGCAGUGUGGAGGAAGAAGGACAAAAUAUGGAAGCCGAGGCUCCAGAGAUUCCACCACCACUUCCACCAAAAAAGGGGAAAUAUGUUUUCUUAGACAGAAGAUUUACCUUAAAAGACUUCAAACUCAAUCUUGAACCGAUCAACUUAAUGGAGGAAAUAUUCACCGGGAGCGAAUGGCUCAGUUACCUGCCCAGCAAAGAAAGUCCAACUGAGAAAGACACUAGUGAUCAGUCAAUGACAAAUGAUGUUCUCCAACCAGAAAAGGAUAUUCAGCUGAACGUUCCUCUUCCGACACCAGAGCAGGACCAGUCAGAGGACAUAAAGGACAAUGAAGACAGUGUUAGUGAUCUUCAAGAGGACAAUGUAGCAAAAGCGAACAGUGACUUGGAUGUAAAACAAGUGGGACAGGAUGCAAACAUAUUUGCUAUACCUAAGGCACUGCUAACAAGUAAUGCAAUAAAAGAAAGGGCUGGGAUAGACUGUAAGUCAAACAAAUCAGAAGACAUCUAUGACCGUGUGGACAUGUAUAUUAUUCCCAGAAAUGACUUUCCAUUAAUGAAAAGAAAGGCAUCAGAUGCUCCGCUGGACUUUUCAGCAGUCAAGUCAUUUGAAUUGCUAGACAACUCUGCCCUCAAGAGUCGAGGCAAAAAGAGACACCACCAACCACUCAAAAAGCACAAAAAAGUAAAAACAGAAACGUCGAGUGCCAUAUUCUACAAGAUUCCCCCUGUAAUCCUGAAUGAAUCCCCUGUCAGCGCAUCUCAACCACGUCAUAGCAUCCCCUUUUCCACAUCUCCUCCUCUGCAUUUACCAUCACAUCCACAUCACUCCUGACCAGUUACUGACAUCAUGAUCAUGGUCAUUAAUCUAUGA